CCCUCAACUAGUUGGCAUUCAUCCCAUCCUUUAUAGUGAUGAUACAGGACAAAGAGGAAUGGAUAAAAACAUUGGCGAGCAACUCAACAGAGCAUAUGAAGCCUUCCGACAAGCGUGCAUGGACAGAGACUCGGCGGUAAGGGAGCUACAGCAAAAGACUGAGAACUAUGAACAAAGAAUACGCGAGCAACAAGAACAGCUGUCAUUUCAACAAACUCUUAUUGACAAGCUAAAAUCACAGCUACUUCUGGUGGAUUCCAGUCGAGAUAACAGUUGUGGCUGUGUACCUUUGCUUGAAGACAGUGAAAAAAGGAAGAAUAAUUUGACUCUUGAUGAACCACGUGAUAAAGUGAAACUAGGAACACUGAGAGAUAAGCAGUCAAAGGGGAGAAGACAAGUUUCUUCUGGAAAAGAGCCCUCAGCGGAUCUCAGCCUUCCUUCACAUCAUCACAGGGAUAAUAUAGAGAAGACUUUCUGGGACCUUAAGGAAGAAUUUCAUAGGAUAUGCUUGCUAGCAAAAGCACAGAAAGACCACUUAAGCAAACUUAAUAUACCAGAUAUUGCAACUGACACACAGUGCUCUGUGCCCAUACAGUGUACUGAUAAAACAGAUAAACAAGAAGUGCUAUUUAAGCCCCAGGCUAAAGAUGGUAUAAACAGAGGUACACCGUGUAUCGCAUCUGUUACACCGAGAGGACUGGGCCGAGAUGAGGAGGACACCUCUUUGGAAUCACUUUCUAAGCUCAAUGUCAAGUUUCCACCCAUGGACAGUGACUCUGCUUUCUUACAUAGCACUCCAGAGACACCCAGCAUCCUUACUCCUGACACAUCUGAGUCUGUGUGCCAGGAUACAUUUAAUAUGGAAGGCAGAGACAACCCAGGAAACUUUGGUAAAACAGAAGAAACUUUAUUUGAAAUUCGGGGAAUUGACCUCAUGACUUCAGCUAUACAAAACCUUAAAACAACUGACAAAACAAACCCUUCAAAUCUUAGAGCUCCGUGUUUGCCAGCUGGAGACCGUAAUGUGUUCUAUGUAAACACAUUCCCACUUCAGGACCCGCCUGAUGCACCUUUUCCCUCACUGGAUUCCCCAGGAAAAGCUGUCCGAGGACCACAGCAGCCCUUUUGGAAGCCCUUUCUUAACCAAGACACUGACUUAGUGGUACUAACUGGUACAGACGCGGAACUCCUUAAACCUCAAGUGUGUGAAUUCUGUCAAGAGCCUUUCCCACCGUCCAUGACUUCCAGGGGGGAUUUCCUCCGGCAUCUUAAUUCACACUUUAAUGGGGAGACUUAGGGCACAUUUGAAAACAGACAUAGCAGGCUCUCUGUGAUGUUCUGGAUUUGUAAUGCUGGAGAAUACUUGCUUUUAAGCUAAAUUUAAGAUGGUUUAUAAAAGAAAUUCAGUGUCAUUGCUAUUUGAAUAUUUUUCUAAACUUGUUACUUGUCUUUUA
Messenger RNA from Arvicola amphibius (Eurasian water vole), 1454 nucleotides. Its product is annotated as TRAF family member-associated NF-kappa-B activator-like. Lineage: Eukaryota; Metazoa; Chordata; Mammalia; Rodentia; Cricetidae. Gene Ontology annotation, biological process: canonical NF-kappaB signal transduction. Bases 59 to 1297 code for a protein of 412 amino acids. The transcript has a single exon. The record is from RefSeq and is a predicted model, not a curated record.